This is a messenger RNA of Seminavis robusta, 1596 nucleotides long. NCBI's taxonomy places the organism in Eukaryota, Bacillariophyta, Bacillariophyceae, Naviculales, Naviculaceae. The record is from the annotation of a GenBank genome assembly.
AUGAUACAUCUCUCCCAGAAACAGGCACUGAUGCUAACACUCAUGGCUGGCGUUCGCCCUUGGAGUCGAGCAGUGACACGAGCAUUGAGCACUUCAGCACCAGUUGGUACCUCUGCUGCUGCUGCGAGCUUGUUAAAGAAUCCGUCUCUGCUGGCUGUUGCUUCGGGCAAGUCUCUUUUGGAUGUUUUCAACCCCGCCAAGCCUGAUGAAAUAGUGGGGCAAGUCCCAAUCCAGGGGGGAGAGGAGACUCGUCAAGCAAUUGAACGAUCCUACCAUGUUCUGCCUUCAUGGAGAGAUGGAACCACAGCUUCCUUCCGAUCCAAUCUACUAUCGAAAUGGUCUGGCCUCAUUCAAGAAAAUGCCGAUGACUUGGCCAUCAUUAUGACACUCGAAUCGGGGAAACCGCUUGCCGAAUCCAGGGGAGAAGUUAACUAUGCCACCAGUUUCUUGGACUUUUAUGCGGCAGAAGCAGUGAGAUCUACAGGUGCUGGAGGAGGCUUCAUGAUUCCCACGCCCUUUGCAACAACCAAUGGUGCUCCACGAGGUCAAAUCAUGGCCAAGCAACAAGCCGUUGGGGUUACUGGGUUGAUCACACCGUGGAAUUUUCCUAUUGCCAUGAUCACGAGGAAAGUCGGACCUGCGUUGGCGGCAGGGUGCACGGCCAUUGUCAAACCUUCCGAGUUGACACCUUUGACAGCAGUGGCCCUUCAAAAUUUGGCAGAGCAAGCUGGGAUUCCGGAAAAUGUGCUUCAACUGAUCACGACGGACAAAUCCUCUACUCCUCAAGUGGGGGGCGAACUGUGCACGAAUCCUCUGGUACGAAAGCUGAGUUUCACUGGAUCCACAGCCGUCGGAAAGCUCCUGAUGAAGCAGAGCAGUGACACUGUCAAGCGCCUAUCUCUCGAGCUAGGAGGAAAUGCACCAUUUGUAGUCUUUGACGAUGCCGAUAUCGAUCAGGCCGUGACUGCCGCCAUGGCAUCCAAGUUCCGCAAUGCCGGUCAAACGUGUGUUUGCGCCGACCGAUUCCUGGUGCACGCCGCGGUUCAUGAUGAGUUUGUGGACAAGUUUGUGGCAGCAGCUCAGAAACUAGUAGUAGGACCCGGCCUGGACAAGGAGACUACCAUGGGGCCAAUGAUUGUAGCAGACGCUGUCACGAGGACUCAUCAGAAAGUGCAAGAGGCAUUGGAACGGGAUGGGGCUACAUGUGCGCUGGGAGGAUCGCCCAUGGAAGAUUUGGGACCUCAUUUUUAUCAACCCACCAUCUUGACGGGCGUUUCUCCAGAAUCAUCCAUCUGGAAGACAGAAACAUUUGGCCCCGUUGCCCCGAUAAUCAAGUUUGACGUAGAAGAGGAAGCCUUGCGGCUUGCCAAUGACUCCGACGUUGGCUUGGCUUCAUACUUUUGCACUCGAGACCUCAGCCGAGCCUUCCGUUUUUCGGAACAGUUAGAGUGUGGGAUUGUGGGUCUCAACGAUGGCAUAAUUUCCUCUUGUGCAGCGCCAUUUGGUGGCAUAAAAGAGAGCGGGCUGGGACGUGAAGGCAGCUCCUUGGGAAUUGCAGAGUAUCUCGAAACCAAAUACAUCUUCAUGAACACCUGA